This is a messenger RNA of Melampsora larici-populina 98AG31, 1167 nucleotides long. RefSeq lists its product as uncharacterized. NCBI's taxonomy places the organism in Eukaryota, Fungi, Basidiomycota, Pucciniomycetes, Pucciniales, Melampsoraceae. The transcript has 2 exons. Gene Ontology annotation, cellular component: Golgi membrane; trans-Golgi network. Gene Ontology annotation, biological process: Golgi to endosome transport; protein localization to Golgi apparatus; Golgi to plasma membrane protein transport. The coding region runs from base 1 to 1167 and encodes 388 amino acids. The record is from RefSeq and is a predicted model, not a curated record.
AUGGGUACCAACGAACAACAUCCAUAUGAACCAUUACCAUCCAACUCAUCUCAAUCUCAUUUAUAUCCACCACCACCAUCAUCAUCAUCUCAUCAUCCAUCAUCAAAUUCCAUCAAGUUCAAUCAACUCUCAUCAAACUCAAUCGGAUCAAAACCUUUAUCUCAAAUAGGAUUCAAUCUCCAUCAUCAAUCCAAUGGAUCUUAUCAUCAUCAUCAUCAUCAUCCAUCAAUUUCAAAUCAAAUCCAUCUUUUAAAAAACCAAUCUUUUAAUCUUAGUACUCUUUCAUCUUUAGCUAAAGAAACUAAAAACUUUAGAAUUCAAGGAUGGGAUCCGAUUUUGAUUAUCACUCAAAUCCUUCUUUUACAAUCACUUCAUUACCUAACACUUUCGAUCCUCAUCCCUCCUCUCUUGACAAUCUUUGCCAAACCGAUCCCAUUAGAAUACGAAGGAGGACCGGCAAAUGUAGGUAUGAUUAUGGAUUGGCGUGAGAUGGUUGGAUAUGGUACUUUACAUCAUUCUUCAAAUCGAUUAGGUGGUUGGGCUGGCUAUGGUAAAUUACCGGAUUCAUUGGGUAGACGUCCACUCAGGGUCGGAUCGAUUUUGCCUUCUAUGAAAAUCGAAUCGGGUUUGGGUCAACGGGCGAAUGGAUUGGUGGAUCGGAUCGAACGUGGAUUAGGAAUCGAUUGGGCUAAGUCGCUGGAAGAUUCAAUGUCGAUUGAUUUGGCUGCUGAUCCGAAUCGUGCUUGGGUUUUGGCGGCGGCUUGGUUGAUGGCUAGUCUGGUUGGGGUUUGGUACUUGUAUCAUAUCGUACGAAGACCGAUCCAUAUCAUGGAUCAUUCCUUAACAAUAGUGUUAAAUCAUUUAAUCUUAACCACCUAUUAUUCAUCAUCAUUUCCUACUUCGAUUUGGUUUUAUUCAAUCUUGGUUUCUAGUUCGGUUUUACAAAUCAUUUGGGCGGAGAAUUUGUGUGUGAAACGUGAGAUGAGAGAAGGAUUAGGAGUAGGAUGGAAGAUUGAUCAAAGACCUGAAGAUGAUCAUCAGAUGAGAUUGAUGAAUGAUGUGGGAUCGGGAGGUGUUUUGGGUUUGUCGUCAGUAGUGGGUCAUCAGUUUAAUGAAGUGGUUGUAAAUGUGAAGAAAGUAGAUGAAAAUUCAUUGAAUGAUGAGUGA